AGCUUAAGCUUGCAAAGGCUUGACACGUCCGGGCAUCAUUUUCUUAUGGAAUUCCUAAAGAUUAAAUAAAUUAAAUAAAUGAUUGACGACUUCGCGCCCCUCCGUACCUAAAAAGGCUUGCCGAACCAACGACGAACCCAACCUUCAAUACACCACAUGUGCAGCAGAUAACAAGCCUUCUGCGAAGUUAAUUAGCGGUGCAUACGCGUUGCAUCGCAAAGCAGUCUUUCUCUCGGUGCCCUGCGCGACGAUGCGAUAGAAACCGAGAGUGGAACAAUGGCGGACGAGGUUACCACCACUAUUCAGGAAGCCUUCCGGGAUUUGAAUAGGGAACUGCUUUACGUGGUCGAGGCACUGAAGGAAGACCGAGAAAAUCAAGGGCCAUUCUUUUUAUCACAACUUGCCCAGAAUGAGGCCCUAGAAAUCCUCCGUGACAGCUUCAAGCGAUUCCUGGAAAAACCUGCGAGGAAAAAGGAAAGCCGAGAUGCUGUCUUGUCAGGGAAAAUUAAUAUCUUCGACGACGAGUAUUCCCUGAAUAAGGACUUCCAAGAGCUUGUCUUGCAAGUUGCCGACGGCCUCGAUUUGGAUGAGCUCGAAGCAGCCAAGCUGACCAUUCUUUCGAAAGAUGACGAAGCUAUACUGGGGCGUCCGCUGAGAGAGUGUGCCGUGAUAAGAUUUCAUUACCAAAGGAACAUCCUGCUGAACUGCGUGUUACUGCUCCUGCAGCUUUCCAAGGAAGAGGAUGAACUUCUGGCUGAAGAUGUCGGUGAUGGUCUUGGAUAUCUUAGCCAAUAUGUUAGCGAGAACAUUCUCCGAGAAAACCUGCCUGGCAUUACCAAUACGACGCCUCAACCUCGAUUCGUACCUGCGUGUAUGACUUCGAUGAGUGAGAUAAGGACAUGGCUUCAAAACCUCACUGAACAGGCCGCAAGCGCUUCCGUACUGGGUCGCGCGGGUGACGCUCAAUUUCAGCAGCUCCUUGAGGUGUCAUAUAUAAAUCUUAUCCAACAACAUGAACUCCUUGCGGUUAUUCUCUGCUACGCAAUCGAAAAGCACGUGGCUAUUGAGGAUGACUUCACCAGAUUUCUUGGGGUUCUGAAGCAAAUCAAUAGAUACGACUCGUGCGCUGUACAUCUCAUACCUGUGCUCGGCAGCUACAUAACGAUUUUUGGCUCGACAGAGGGUAGCGGAAAUAUCGAGCAAGCCAGAAAACUGAACAAGCUUGUUUGUGAGCCGGGAGAUGAUACACGGCCAUUACCUUUCCUCAAUGCUGCUAUCAGGGCCUGGUGGAUCGCCGAAUAUAGCGGAUGGUAUAUGGAAGAUGCUGCCGGUUCAGGUCUUGCCGGCGUCGAUCUUGAUGAAGAGGAUAAGCAAAGGUCACGACAGUUCGCCGAGGCCCUGAAAGAUGGUGCUUUCGAUUUCCUGCUGGCGGUUAUCGCCGACGUCAGGGCAUCUGAAUGGGAAGAUUCUGCUCGGAAAUCUUUACGGCAAUGGCUCCGAAAAAGAACCCCAGCGCUGCCCGUAGAUACUAUCCCAUUUUCUGAAUCUCUACAAGAUCAUUUGGCAACAAAGCUGGAGACUUUUGUUGACGCCUUUAUAUCAAAUAUGCCCGACGUGCUUCGGAGGUUGAAAAUUGAGGAAGACGAGCAGCGCCAAACGAAUCAAGCUCAAGAGCAAGACUACGAUUUAGAAAGGUUCCUUCUCAUAAUUGCCUACUCCUUUGAAGGCCGACCGGAGGCCGCAGAUGGCUUCUGGGGCGACCCCGAGAAUAACUUGGCGGGAUUUCUGCAAUGGGCAUCGCGGAGGGCAACAACACCUGUACAGGCUGCAUUUUGUGAGAUGCUACAGUCCUUAUCCGAAGACUCAGAAUCUGCAACAGCUGCACAUGAUUUUCUCGCGGAUGAAGGGCAUCAGAUUCGAAAACCGCUAUCCAUCACAUGGUCUCAUAUCAUAAACGAACUGGAAUAUUUUGUUAACAAAUCCAGAGAGAAGCCCGCCACAACACAAGCCAGUGUGCAUAGAACUGGAAAGCUUAAUACCGAGCAGGCGGAGACUGAACCGGAAUUUGCAGCGAUGCUGGAGUCUUAUUUGAGGCUGAUGGCCAAGCUCGCUUCUCAAAGCGAAGCUGCACGCACUUAUCUGGUUGACCAACCAGCGUCAAAGCUAAUUGAGCUACUCUUUCAUGUGAUAAGUAGUCAGGUUACAUCUCGAAUUAGAGCAUGCACCUUUGCAGCAUUGGGCUCACUUCUUAGUCGAAAAACCCUUACUGAGAACUACACUAUGUGGUGGUAUCUAGAAGCGUGCCUCAGUGGAAACUACCUUCCGCCUACAACAAAUAAGGCCCUGGCAUCUGCCGCAGGCUCCCCGCACUCUUCUAUGUUUAUGGAGGCAUUAUUCGAAGAGAUGAGCCCGCAUGUCGAUGACGCCAGCGCCUUUAUACAACUCCUCGUCAGUUUGACGUCUCUCCCAGAGGGCUCUGAUCCGUUAAACGACGUACUACCGUAUCCGGGGGAUCUCGGUGCAUCUGCUCGAAUGCGUCCUGGAGUCGAGCCAUAUAUCGACUUUACUUUAGGACACAUGUUUUCCGUUCGAGCCCAAGCUGUUACGGAACUUGUACAGCAGAGAUUGCUCCGUUUGUGUUGCUUGGAUCUCUCAUUCACUUGCGUUUCUAUCUUCAACGAGGAUUUGAUUAUAUUCGCCAAUGAGACCAAUAUCAAUGCGGAUUCCGCUAUCCAGUGCGAAAGUCUAGAUGACUAUGUUACGCUUCAUCCAUUUGCUAGGGUCAUGGAGUGGAUGUACGAUAGCAGGUUCAUGAAAGGCAUUCUCGAUACCAUACAUCAAAACCCAAAGGACAUAGAGAAAGCUCCACCGGAUUCACCUCUCAUUCAUAGCGUUCUACGUGCAGUCCAGCUCAUCUCAAAGGCUCUCGAUCUUCAAGCUACGUACCUUGAUGUGGUACGGCCAAAGGUAAAGCCGCAAGCUCGAGCGCAAAGUCGAUCACUCUAUACGCCAACACCCAAUGGGGCAUAUGUUUCCAUUGAAGAUGGCCUUAUGAGUAACAUGACGUUGAUGUCUGAUCUGGGUAGCUAUUGUGGUAUAGGCCACCCUGAUUUGACCUUGGCCAGUCUAAAGCUACUGGAGAAAAUAUCAACGUCACCCAGGGUAAUUUCGGCGUGGCAGUCUGGACCUUCAGGGCAGGUCCAUAGAAACAAAGCGGUUAUUGCCUUGGAGGAGCGUAACGACGCAGCUGCCAUAGCCGGCUCUUUUAUUGCUGAGUUUAAGAAUUUCUUGGACCUCCGCAAGGAAGACAGGUCGCCAGAGUACCAGACCAAAGUCUACAUACUCAAUUUCAUCUACUCUUGCAUAGAAGCGAGCCCCGAUCGGCCUACAAUUGCUCACCUACUCCUCGGUUUUCGUUGCGGGGCCAACGCGCUCGAAAUCGAACCCCAUGGCUUGUUCGCCGAGGGGAAGUCUCUAUUUCACGCGCUGCUACCUGUGAUUCUGGAGCUUCCGUCAGAGGACAGAGGGUCUAUGCGGAGUUGGUUCAUCAAUCUCAAGUACAAGGUGAUGCGAAUUUUCAGGCUACUCUGGAGCUCUCCACUAUCAGCUAGUAUCGUCCUCGACGAACUCCGAGACUCUGACUUUCUGUUCCAUAUUCUGAUACAGGGUCUUGUAGCUCAGCAAAACCCCGUAUGGGAUGAACAGGAAGCUGUCGGCCCAGACUUCCUCAGACAUCCUGCGGCCGAGGGGUACGUCAAUUACCUUUCAAUGAGGGCUAUGGCACUUGAGUAUAUUACCCGCGAGCUCCAUGCUGUCUCUCUUGAACGCAAGCCGGCGCUCAAGAGACGGGUAUUCGAUGCCCUGGGCGGUCAGAUCAGAGUUGACGAUUUGGAGGUUAUAACGGUAUCUUCAGUAUUCGAGUUUCAAGAUUCGUUGCCUCAGGAGAGUUUAUUCGCAGCCCCACCACCUGAUCUCAAGAUAUACGGAGAACAAGAUCUGCGGCCGUGCCUAGAAGAGGAUGACGACCGGAAUAUGGUAUAUGAUUUGGACAAAGUCCGAGAGAUUCUGCUCCUCAAGCGCAACGAGGCUCGCAACUCUGGCCAUGUUAUUCUACAGCAAGACGUUGCAGCUUUAGACGCAGAAGAGGAAAAUCUGCUGCUGUACUUGAAGUACUUGAAUCGGUUCACACAAGUAAAAACGCGCGGGCUUAAAGUUCUGACAAAUUGGACACGACUCUUGAUGGUGAUGACCGACUGCAACGACUUCAAAGGCACAAACAAAGUCUCAUUUAUAUUACAAAUCCUACAAGCAACACUUCCAAGUCUCGAGCUGUACAGUUCGGAGAACCCUAGUGCCGCUCUAGAACUAGCAAGGCUUGCCAAAGUGUUAGUAUUCGAACUGGAUUUCGCAGCGAUGACUUCUACCGACAAACAAAGUAGAACGGUGGAAAACCUGAUUAGCGACAAGCUUUUCCAACUACUCCAGGUGUGCCUAAGCGCCAUCGCAAAAUGGGUCGGCAAUCAAGAACUGCGUGCGGUCUAUUACAGUAUUUGCUACCGUCACCUGACUGGGCUUGUGGAUCACGAACAAGGAGUGUCGUCUAGUCUCCGAAAAACAACUAGAACAAUACAAUCGUUCGGUGAAAAGCUUUUAAAUGUCGUCUGCGAUGACGCGUUUGUCGGAGACGCGGCAUGCCAAUCGGCAGCUUUGAUUCUCCUAGGAACGUUGGUUCAGCUUGGCAAGCAGGAGCACGAUAACUUCGUUGUAGAAGCAUUGAACAGACUGAACUUCAUCGGUAUACUUGUAGAUUCUCUACGAGGCAUUCUGGUUGAAUGGGAAGAGGCUGAUCGGACAGGUGACUCAGAUCAGCAGAACUAUCUGAACGCCAAAAUGGCACUACUAUUGCAGUUAUGUCAGACGCGCGAGGGUGCUAAGUAUGUUCUACAUGCGAAUCUAUUCCGCACUAUCGAACAAUCUGGAUUGUUUUCGGUGGAUCCAGAAUUGCAAGUGGAUUCUACAGACAGCAGAGGCUUGGAGAGGCACUAUACCCUCCUAGUUAACAUAACCCGCAUCAUCGGUGCGGCGAUAGUUAGUCGGGGAUCGCAUAACGUGCUACAGGGCAGACGGUUCCUGACCGAGCACAGAAUGUUGGUGAUGCAUGUCCUCAAACGUUCGGCCGGAAUUGGUACAGGAGGUGGGAAAACGGAUGCAUUACUUUCGGGACGCGUCGAUGAAUUAGCUGAGGCGUUUAUGGUCGUUAUCACAGCGACCGGAUUUCUAGAGUUUGAGGGCGGUAGCCUAGAUGAGGCCACAAGGCCUGCGCCGAUCCUAUUUCACUAAGGGCAAGGCAGACAAGUGAAAUUGGAAAAAAUUAUAAAACGUCUAGGGGAGGAGAUGAUAUAGUCCAGCCCAAAUUUCCCAACGGCGUUAUAGGAGAAAAAAAAAAGAGAGAGAGAGAUGCCUUGGGUACCUAUGUAAUUUAAUAGAUCAAUCCCACGGUAAGCUGAUAGCUUAGGUCUAGGUAGCGUUUGUAGUUGCAGCCUCGUGGCUGAAAGCUGAUCUGAGACACGAGAGCUAUCUACGAAGUAAGGCAUCUGCGAGCAUGAUAUGCAUUGCAUAGAGUAGCACUAAGGGCAAAGCAGCAUAAGGCGGAAUGCAUGGAAACUUCCAUGUUAAUUCACAAUAAUUAUUGCGUCUGUGUGUAAACCGUCGAUCCCCGAGUAUCGUCAUGUGACUAAACCUAGGUAGUCUGGUAGGUAGUCCAUUAGUGUAAUGAAUUGGAUGCUGG
Molecule: messenger RNA, 5788 nt
Organism: Daldinia caldariorum
Lineage: Eukaryota; Fungi; Ascomycota; Sordariomycetes; Xylariales; Hypoxylaceae
Product: nucleoporin Nup186/Nup192/Nup205
Exons: 6
Coding region: 277-5340 (1687 amino acids)
Biological process (GO): nuclear pore organization
Cellular component (GO): nuclear pore inner ring; nuclear pore
Molecular function (GO): structural constituent of nuclear pore
Source: RefSeq, a predicted model, not a curated record